UGAUGUCUCCUUAACAAGUUGGUUUUUCUUUUUUCUGGAAACUUAGAUUCAACUUGCAAGUGAAGGAGUUGCAUAUUGGCAGACUGAGAUUUUGGAUCACCCCAGUCUUGAGUGCAACUUUCACUGGGGAGAACAUGGCCAAAGUUCAUGUGUGUAAUGUUGUGGUCUUGGACAAUCCAUCAAAUUUUUUAAAUCCAUUCCAGUUUGAAGUGACAUUUGAUUGCAUUGAGGACUUGCAAGAUGAUUUGGAGUGGAAGUUAAUUUAUGUAGGUUCUGCUGAAAGUGAAGAGUAUGAUCAAGUCCUUGAUACAGUGUAUGUUGGACCUGUUCCAGAAGGGAGGCAUAUGUUUGUGUUUCAGGCUGAUCCACCAGACACAAAAAAAAUUCCACCAGAAGAUGCAGUUGGUGUCACUGUGAUUCUUCUCACCUGUUCAUACCGAGCACAAGAAUUCAUUCGUGUUGGCUACUAUGUCAAUAAUGAGUAUGGGGAUGCAGAAUUGAGGGAAAACCCUCCUGCCACAACUCAGUUUGACAAGCUGUCACGAAACAUUCUGGCCAAUGAACCUCGUGUCACUAGGUUCAAGAUUGACUGGGGGGGAGGAGGAACCACUACAAAGGAAAGUGAUGAUGAGUGUCCCUACUUGUCCAAGCAAAGCCAGAUGCAUGCCUCAAUAGAGUCCAAUGAAAUGGACUCAGCUAAUAGCACCGGAAGCCUUCAGGAACCUCCACUGUCAUCUAUUGAAAAUGGCAUGAACCAUGCUGCCAUGGAAGUGUCAUAGAGUGAGGCAAAGAAGAAAGGAACAGAAAUCUCUUUUAUCCUCCCUCAUCCAUGAGAUUCACGUGAUCAUCCCUGGUGUGAAUUGUCACAAGGCCACGUGUCUGCUUUUCAUGUGUAUUCUCUUAAGCAUUAGUUCUGGCAUCCUUUUUUUGGAAUUGUCAGGUUUUCAGUCAGUAUC
This is a messenger RNA of Darwinula stevensoni, 956 nucleotides long. The record is from the annotation of a GenBank genome assembly. NCBI's taxonomy places the organism in Eukaryota, Metazoa, Arthropoda, Ostracoda, Podocopida, Darwinulidae.